GAAGCGCGCGCGCCGGCGGGGUGCAGUAAGGCAGCGCGGGCGCGCGGCGGGAACGGCCGGGCCCAGCUGAGGCGGCGGCCGCAGCGCUGCCAGCUCCGCUCCUCUGCGUGCCCCUCCGUCGGGGCUCGCCGCGCUCCCGCUGCCGUGUGCCUCCGGCGUCAGUGCGCGGAGCGGGCUCGCCGCUGCGGGCUGAGGGGAACGGGUCGCGCGGGGCGAGCUGAGAGGAGACGCGGUGGCCGUUGGAGGCGAGUGAGGGCGGCCCCGGGGGAUGGUUAACGGUACCUUUGGGCUUGUUACAACGACCAGCUAUGGAGAAGUGGAGCUUAAUGACAAUUACUGUUUUACUGGCACUUACUGUACGCUGGACUGUAUCGCUUGGUUCUUAUUCAGGUGCAGGAAAACCACCUAUGUAUGGAGAUUAUGAAGCUCAGAGACACUGGCAAGAAGUGACUUUCAAUUUACCCAUCAGGCAGUGGUACUUCAAUACAAGUGAUAACAACCUGCAGUACUGGGGCCUCGAUUAUCCACCUCUUACUGCUUAUCACAGUUUUGUGUGUGCUUACAUUGCAAAGUUAAUAAAUCCUGAUUGGAUUGCUCUGCACACAUCUCGGGGGUAUGAGAGUCAGCCACAUAAGUUAUUUAUGCGUACAACAGUGUUUGUUGCUGAUUUGCUGGUUUAUAUUCCUGCAGUUAUUUUAUAUUGUUUUUCCUUGAAAGAAACAUCCACUAAAAAGAAGGUUUCCAGUGCUCUCUGCAUCCUGCUUUAUCCAGGCCUCAUUCUUAUUGACCAUGGACAUUUCCAGUACAACUCAGUGAGCCUUGGCUUUGCCUUGUGGGGUGUGCUCUGUCUGUCUUACGACUGGGACCUUUUGGCAUCAGCGGCCUUUUGCUUGGCAUUAAAUUAUAAGCAAAUGGAACUCUAUCAUUCUCUGCCCUUUUUUUGCUAUUUACUUGGAAAGUGCUUAAAGAAGGGACUGAAAGGAAAAGGACUAGUAUUGUUAGCUAAAAUAGCUGGGACAGUGGUGGUUUCCUUUGCUGUCUGCUGGCUCCCGUUCUGUACCGACAUGGAACAAAUCAUGCAAGUACUCAGAAGACUCUUUCCCAUUGACCGAGGCUUGUUUGAGGAUAAAGUAGCCAAUAUUUGGUGCAGUCUAAGUGUCCUUAUAAAGAUAAAGAAUAUAGUGUCACCUCAAACUCAACUGAAAGUCAGUUUGGCUGUAACAUUCCUGAGCCUGCUUCCUACUUGUAUCAAACUAACUCUCCAGCCUUCUCUCCGGGGAUUUAAGUUUGCUUUGGUUAGUUGUGCGUUGUCAUUUUUCCUGUUCUCCUUUCAAGUACAUGAAAAAUCCAUUCUUCUAGUGUCCCUACCAGUCUGCUUAAUUAUAAAUGAAAUCCCUUUUAUGGCCACAUGGUUUUUACUUGUAUCAACUUUCAGCAUGUUGCCCCUUCUGCUGAAGGAUGGCCUGCUGCUGGCCUACACGGUGACAUCACUGGCCUUCCUCUGCACCUGCCUGGCUUCCUUCUCCAUAUUUGACAAGACUUCAGCAGAGGACCUGCAGCUGAAGCCCUUCUCCCUUUCCCUGAAGGGAUACAUUUCUUGGUUUAAGUCAUUUGCCAAGAUUGUCAGGAGCCUGUUUCUUCUGUCUGUAGCCCUGAUGGGUGUCCUGUCUGUGAUGAGCGCUGCCGUGCCUCCACCACAGAGGUUCCCUGAUUUAUUCCCUGUAGCCGUGUCUGUUAUUUCUUGCUUACACUUUUUACUGUUUUUGCUGUAUUUUAAUGUUGUUAUACUCUGGGACUCAAAGAAUAGUAGAAGUCAGAAGAAAAUCAGUUAAUCAGCCUGUGAAGAUCAAGGACUGAACUGUGAAAGGACAGAGUAUUUGCCAUGAGCAGUGCCUAGCAUUGCAGUUAAAGCUGUUAGUGAUGUAAUGCAGUUCCUGUGAGGGGAUGGAAGUCAGGAAACACACCAGACACAAAGACUAGUUUAAAGGGAAAGUAUUUUGAAGUUCAAUUGGCAAUGUGAUCUGGUGUGUUUCCUUCAGAAGUGUAAUACUUUUGUUACCAUUUGUAAACUUAAAAUGCCUAAUAAAGGACCAAGUU
This is a messenger RNA of Colius striatus (speckled mousebird), 2097 nucleotides long. It is a transcript of the gene ALG6, whose product is annotated as ALG6 alpha-1,3-glucosyltransferase. The transcript has 15 exons. NCBI's taxonomy places the organism in Eukaryota, Metazoa, Chordata, Aves, Coliiformes, Coliidae. Gene Ontology annotation, molecular function: dolichyl pyrophosphate Man9GlcNAc2 alpha-1,3-glucosyltransferase activity. Gene Ontology annotation, cellular component: endoplasmic reticulum membrane. The coding region runs from base 309 to 1832 and encodes 507 amino acids. Gene Ontology annotation, biological process: protein N-linked glycosylation. The record is from RefSeq and is a predicted model, not a curated record.